UUGCGCUGUGUCUUUACGUCGGGAGGCGUGUGUGACAUUUGCUGCAGGGAGCUAACGUUAGUUUGUGAACAGAUAUCCGGACAAACAUGAAGAACUAGAGGGGAAGGGGAGCGGGGAAACGCUGUGCCUGUUUACCACCGAGCGGACGUUCGUGUUGCACUUUUGUUAUCGAGUUUAUGUCCGCUGUAGCUUUUGGUUAAAACUUCCUCUCCGGCUAAAACACGUUAAAUAGUAAGCUAACGCUGUCUCCUAACUUGUGCGGUAAAUGUACGGAGUUCGGGUCCUGCUUUGCUGUUGUAGGAGGUUAACAUGAUCAGAUAAAACUGUAGUUUAAUGAGUUUGUCUUUGUGUUGCAGUAUGGGUGGACGUUAAGCCCACUGCGGGUUUGCACACAAGGUUAAAAUUAGCUCCAGCCGGUUAGCUCCUCAUUCCCCUUUCUUGCUGCAGCUUCCUCUCACUUUUUCUUAUGCUGACUUGUCAGGCCAGGUGUGCUGAAAGUAGGCCAGGUGUGGUGUGCGAUAGAUAGGGUGCACUGUCUGGAACUUAGUAACAGUGUGUAGUGCUAAGUCCUACCGUCCGCUUCAGGGAUUUUUUUUGUAUUUUGUUGUUACUUUAGUGGAGCCAGAGGUUUUGGGGGAUCAUCAUCAUGCUGCUCUCCUUGGUUGUGCACACAUACUCGCUGCGGUACUGGUUCCCAGCCACCAUCAUGCUGGGGACAGCACCAGCUUACCUGCUGUCGUGGGGGGUUUGGCGCUUACUUUCAACUGUGUUACCAGCCAGGUUGUAUCACAGGUUGGACGACCGGUUGUACUGCAUCUACCAGAGUAUGGUCCUGUUCUUCUUUGAAAACUACACAGGAGUUGAGAUUGUUAUAUACGGAGAUAUACCAAAGAACAAAGAGAAUGUGAUCUACCUGUCAAAUCACCAAUGCACAGCUGACUGGAUCAUUGCUGACAUGCUCGCCAUCAGACAGAGCGCUCUCGGUCACGUCAGAUACGUCCUUAAAGAUGGACUCAAGUGGCUCCCGCUCUACGGAUGGUAUUUCUCUCAGCACGGAGGAGCCUACGUGAAAAGGAGUGCUAAGUUCAAUGAGAGGGCGAUGAAGAAGAAGCUCCUCACUCAGACUCAAUGUGGAGCACCAAUGUACCUUGUCAUCUUCCCAGAAGGAACUCGGUAUAACCCAGAGCUCAAGAAUGUUAUCGCUGACAGUCAGGCUUUUGCUUCGAAAGAAGGACUAGCUGUUCUGAGGCACACACUUACACCCAGAAUGAAGGCCUCUCACAUAGCCAUCGAGAGCAUGAAGGGCCACCUGAACGCUGUGUAUGACAUCACCGUGGCCUACGAGGGAACGCUGGACGUCUCCGGUCAGAGAAAACCUGCGCCAUCAAUGCCAGAAUUCCUGUGCAAAGAAUGUCCCCGAGUCCACAUACACUUCGACCGUGUGGACAUAAAGGAAAUUCCUUUAGAGCCAGUGUUUUUCCGCAGGUGGCUGCACGAGCGGUUCGAAAUCAAGGACCGGUUGCUGACGGAUUUCUACGAGUCAGAGGAUGCAGACAAAAUACGCAAGUUCCCCGGGGAAGGCAAACCUUCCCUUCUGAACCUCUCUAAAACCCUCCCAUCAGUGGUUAUCUUGGGGGGACUGACACUGCCGUUACUUCUGACGGAGAACGGCAGGAAACUGUACGUGAGAACCUGGGUGUAUGGGACACUGCUGGGCUGGCUGUGGGUGAACGUUUUUCCUUAACAAACAGGGGCUUAGGCUGCCACGAUGAGACGCACAAAAGACAUGGAGGGACGUUGCCGUUUUUCCUGUAUCCGAUCAACACAAGGUGUGUUUCCAGAUGCAGAGCAGCGUCUGAUAAGAGGCUCAGAGUUUUAUCCCACAUGUCUGGCUCACUGUUGACCUUGAGCUGAAAGCUGAACGGAGAUGCGGAGAAAUGUUAAGCUUUUUGUGCUACUUGUUCCCCUCGCGUUAUUUGGAUUUGCAGCCUGAAAUGAUGAGAAAUCAUGAGUGGAUUUGUUUAGAAGUAUUAGAUUUCUCAAAAAAUCCCCCUUGAUCUCUACUAUGAAAUAAAAAUGGAUAUAUACUUCUCUUAAAAUAUAACCCCCCCCCCCAUCAUCAGAUUUAGCUAAAUUAGUAUUCUUGCAUGCUCACUUUCCCAUCAAACAUUGGCCAGUUUUAAAGCUCCUGAAUUACAUUUAUUAUUCAGAAGUCUCAAAAACACGUUUAAUGAUUGUGAUCAGCUACUGUAUGUAACUGACGCAGUAACAGCGAUGAUGGAUCAUUAAUAAGUGCACUGACUCAUUGACAUUGGUUGUAAUGUCAGUGUUAUUUAUGCCAAGUCCCCUGUCAGGAGGAAUAUGCACUUUUUGCUCAUUUGAAGUGAUGUUUUUUUUACAUUAGUAGAACAAAAUAAAUAGCAUGCAGUCCUCUAUUGGGUCGCAUCAACAUAUAACACCAGCUGCAUUGUUUACCAUAAACGCAUACUGACAUUACUUUGUUCUAUACCGAAAAUGAAUGUAGCCAUAGAAACAUAAUUUAUGCAUAUAUGAAUGAGUAAAUGUCUUUUUUUUAUUAUUUCCAACACCCAAGAUUUUGAUUUGUACUAAUAUUAACAUCCUUUAAAAAUGCAAUAUGUUGUACAUUUAAGAGCAAAGUCCUCGUCAUUGAUGCCACAGCGAGCUCAUAUAUAGAGGAAUGCAUGUUAAAAAGGAAAAUGUUCUAUCAAUGUAAAAUAUGGCUUUAAUGUUAAUGUCAAUCUUUUGCCAAAACCUGGUGUAUUGUCCAUGAUGUUCUACAAGUGUUUUUUGUUGAGCAAUACUUGUUUUAAUGCCAGCCCAGAUGACAACAAAUCAACAUAAUGUCUUUCUUUCUUUUUUUUGGCCUAAAUAUGUUAUAAUUUGAUUUUCUUUUUAUAAUUGUUCCAUAACUUUUAUAUAAAUUUGUUACUCUGGAUACUAUGUUACAGCUCACACGAAAGUAUCUGCCUAGCAAAAAGCUGACAAAGCCAUGUUAACAGUAUAUCACAGAUUCCUGUGCUCUCAAAGCCAUUUGUAUUAUAACUAUCACUGUAUUGUGAAAUGCACUGUAUGUCCAUCGUUGUUGUUUACUGUAAUGAAACCAUUGCAUUUUCCACGAGUCACUUUACAUAUUUGCUGUCUUGUCUUCCUCUAAAGUUAGUCUUUAUAUGUUUUCCUCAUGUUGAUGGUACAGUAAAUCUCAUGGUUUUUACAUGUCGCUCCAAUACCUCACUUGAAUAAUCCUUCCUUCUUCUUAAAUGACCCUUGUCAGCCAUUUUAUAGUCAUUUUUAUCCUGACAAGAUCAGACUGUAACUCAUCAGGAAACUCUAUGUAGACAGUAUUUAAAUGCCAACGGAUUUUGGAAAUGUGUGCCUUCUCUUUGGAGGAGCUGGUCCUCAGCCCUCUCACAGAGGGCCACAGUGGCUCUUUUCCACCAGGUGACUGCAUGGAGGCACUCUGCUGGAGCUACUGCUCUCUGCAGCAUGUGGUCACAUUGUCUACAGUUCAUAGUGGCUUAUUUUGCUCUAAGAAUGCAUUGAUUUACACUUUUUGAGAACUAUUAUUGAAUGAUGAAACCUUUAACGUGUGUAAGUUCUGGAAAUGGGGGGUCAGAGUGAAAUAAAGGGGUUUUCUUUUAGGGAGAGUCAA
Molecule: messenger RNA, 3670 nt
Organism: Morone saxatilis (striped sea-bass)
Lineage: Eukaryota; Metazoa; Chordata; Actinopteri; Moronidae
Gene: agpat5
Product: 1-acylglycerol-3-phosphate O-acyltransferase 5 (lysophosphatidic acid acyltransferase, epsilon)
Exons: 8
Coding region: 647-1744 (365 amino acids)
Cellular component (GO): endomembrane system; mitochondrion
Molecular function (GO): acyltransferase activity
Source: RefSeq, a predicted model, not a curated record